Messenger RNA from Spinacia oleracea (spinach), 927 nucleotides. RefSeq names its product mitochondrial import inner membrane translocase subunit TIM14-1. Gene Ontology annotation, molecular function: ATPase activator activity. Gene Ontology annotation, cellular component: PAM complex, Tim23 associated import motor. The coding region runs from base 168 to 500 and encodes 110 amino acids. The record is from RefSeq and is a predicted model, not a curated record. Gene Ontology annotation, biological process: protein import into mitochondrial matrix. The transcript is spliced from 3 exons. Lineage: Eukaryota; Viridiplantae; Streptophyta; Magnoliopsida; Caryophyllales; Amaranthaceae.
UUUCUGAAGGGUUUUCGAUAAUUGGCCAUCAAAGUGUUUUCAUUGAACUUUCUAGCACAUACUCGAAACUUCACGAGUAAUCACGACGGAAACAAAGAACAUCAUUUCAAGCCAACUCUGAAGACAAAUCCAAAGCUGAAUUUCUUUGUCAUAAAAUCGUCAUAAAAAUGGCAACACCAUUAUUUGCUGGGAUUACUGUUGCUGCUGCUGCUCUUGCUGGUAGAUAUGGAAUACAAGCUUGGCAAGCAUUCAAGGCACGUCCGCCUAGACCUAAAAAGUUUUUUGUAGGUGGCUUCCAACCCAAGAUGACCAAGAGGGAAGCGGCUCUUAUCCUUGGCGUAAGGGAGAGUGCGGUUGCAGAGAAGGUGAAGGAAGCUCAUAGAAGGGUAAUGAUUGCAAACCAUCCGGAUGCAGGUGGAAGCCAUUAUCUUGCCUCUAAAAUCAAUGAAGCUAAGGACAUGAUGGUCGGGAAGCCCAAAGACAGCGGCUCUGCCUUCUAAUGCCAUUUUAUGUUGACCCUCGGAUAUAAGAUUAUUGUCUGUUCCUCUUCACCGAAACCAUGGCUAAAUGCCUACCCCUGUAUGUUUAAAGUGAACCAAGGAACUCAGAUGCCCUUCUCUUUAGAUAAGGAAAGGUGAUUGAGCAUACACAGGUUGCAGUUGGCUGCAAUUUUAGAACGUGUACACUAUUUGACUGGUAUAAGACAACACCAAAGCUAUUGGAUUUAAAUGACACUGUUUUCUUGUCAUGUUACUGUUAUUUUAAGCUAUUUGGAAUAUAAGCCUUAGGGAAUUUUAACUUGUACUCCCGAGGUUUCCACGAACGUAGCAUGUAAAUAAAGCCAACGUUUGAGAAGUUUGAAUACUCUUCGUACUUACUUUAUGCUGUUUUAAAUUAUCAAUAAAAUUAUAUACUUGGUAUUCCAUA